UUAUCAAGACAGUAAAAUGCAGGCAGUAAAUGAAUCUUUAUGAGGUCGUCAGCGCGACAAGUUACAUUGCAACAUCUGUUCACUUCCCCAAUUUCAAUCACGAAAAAUCCACCGAAAUGACGCCUCUCUUCGACUGCCUCAAAUAAAUACAUUUACAGAGAGAGAAAUCCGUUUGUGGAAUGCAACAAUAAACAUUCCCAAUUUCUUAUCUUUCUCGCUGCCGAGGUGCUGAAAUUAUCGCAACUUCCUCAUCUCCGGCCUCUCUUUCCCACCCAUUCGGGAUGCGACUCGCACACAGAUCAUCGACUCUCCCUGGGCGCGCGCAAUCACGACCGUUUCGGGGUUAUCUGGCCGCAGUCCGCAAAUGCACUCGCUCAGGAUGAAAUUUCAGCCCACAAAUCGUGACAGUUCGUGAGUGUUUUGUGGCGAAAUGGUGCUGGAAAUCCCUGAUCGGGCAUCGCGAUCACUGCCCGGACUCUCGACGAUUGCGGUGGAAUCACUGCCAGGAAGCCUCCAGACGUCCGAGGAAGAUGGAGACUUCGAUCGCAUCUCCAGCGCCAGCCUGAACGGCGACACCUCUGAGCCCACAUCCGCCAUCCUGUCCAUCUGCAAGCGUCAAUUCGUGUCUCCCUACGUCCACAUCCUGGGCAUCGCUGGCCUGCGACCACGCAACAUCGAUUCGCACGAUUCUCUCACUACCCUCGGCCACGUGCAGAGCGCCCUCAUCCUCGCCAUCCUCCUGGCCAGCUACUCUCUGCAGUACCUCUGCGGCUUCCGCCGCGACCGUGGCUUCACCACGCGCGAAGCCUCCUGGACAGCGCGUCGUCUGCAACACGUUACGGAGGCAGUCUUCAUCUACGCCAUCCCAAGUCUGCUGCACCUUCUCGCCUUCCUGGCUGCACUCACCGUCUUCCGCGUGGUGGCCAACGAGCAGCUGCAGAGCCUCAUCGAACGCGUCUUCAUCAGCAGUCACUUCCCGCGCCGCCUGGUCGCCUGGUGCUGGACGUACAAGCUCAGCGCGCUCGCAUGGCUCCUGGGCACCACGAGCUUCGUCAUUUUCACCACUGGCAACCAGUCAGCCACCACUGAGUGGUUCACGAAGCUCUCCGGAACGAGCCAGAUCGCUUUCACGGUGAUUACACGUCGCUCUUUAUCUCUCAAGAGGAGAUAUUUGCAUUUGCCAGUCGCUCUGAGAGAUUUUUCGAAAGAUUUCCUGAUCAAAUACCGUUCUAAAGCUAGAUUUAGAAUAAAAUACAGUUGCGUGACAGCAAAUAGCACAUCGAUUUUCACAAACAUGUCAGUAAUAUUAAAUUUUGCGCGUUUACUGGCGGCCGCGCUGUUCUUCCAGGACUUCCUGCAGGGCAUCGUGCUGUCCUCGUACGCCGUGCAAUGUUUUCUGCUGCGCCACUUCCUGCAGCGCGUGCGGGAGCGCCUGCUGGAGAACACCAUCGAUUCGCUCGAAUGGAUGCGCGAGAUGACGGAGUUCCAGAAGCUGCUGGAGCACUUGAAUCUCCUGAUGUCGCCGCCCGUGAGCCUCUUCGUGCUGCUCAACGCCAUCUACUGCAUCUCGGGCACGCUCCACCUGGCUAGUAAGCUGGACUUGGCCGGCGCGCCCGAGGAGAGCCUCCUUGGCCUGAUGAACGUGACGCUGUGGCUGCUGGCGGCGCUGCUGCCGCUGCACCAAGCGGCGUCUCUCACUACCAAGUGCCAGGAGAUCCAGUCGUGCGGCCAUGAGAUUCGCAUCCGGCCCUUCCUGCACCAUCGCACCUCCACGGACGACCUCAAUUCCGUGCUCAUCUACGCCUCGUCGCUGCGGAUGUCCGCUAAGCUGCUGCGAAUGCCCAUCCGCGGAGGCCACCUCUGCGGGCUGCUGCUCCUGGGCGCCGUGACGCUCAUCACGCUGGGCAUGUGCGGUCCUUGACCCCCCGCCGGUGUAACCUCAAUCCCACCGGCGCCCCCCAGCGGCCGCUCUCGCCGCCUAGCCACUUCCUGCCCACUGACCCACAAACACCCGGAUGCCGCCCGGAGCGGCCCCACGGCGGCCCUUUGAAGAAGAUUUGGCAAACCUACCGUGAGUGGAGUAGCUGCUCAGCACGGGAUCACACUGAAUCACUCAUUUUCCGCAAUUAUUCACCCAGAAUACGUGUAAUAUGUAAAUAACAAAACUCACUCACACUCACGCUCUGACACUCUGACGGCUAGCCGCGGUACUAGAUGCGAAGCACCGCAAUUGCAAUGCUUCGAAAUUUUCGCGUCUCUGAACGAUAAUUCCGCGUAAAGAAUGUAGAAAAAGAGA
Molecule: messenger RNA, 2296 nt
Organism: Phlebotomus argentipes
Lineage: Eukaryota; Metazoa; Arthropoda; Insecta; Diptera; Psychodidae
Gene: GrlHz
Exons: 4
Coding region: 431-1921 (496 amino acids)
Source: RefSeq, a predicted model, not a curated record